AGGGUCACAGCUUAGUAUAACUGUGUUAGUGAGACUUAUUAGCUAGCAGAGUGUUAGUUUUACCUCUGACUAGUUUUGUGUGUUGUCCUUAGGUAUAGGUUCUGUUUUAGUGCCAGCUUUUGUUCUGUUCCUAUUGCCCCGAGUGCCAGUGAGCAUAGGGUUUGAUAUUAGGACAGAUUAUCUUCCCCCAGUGCUACCGUGACUUUAUCCGCAGGUAUCGCGCUCCCUGAAGACAGCAGGUGCCCUGUGCUUCGCCGGCAGAGUGUGGGCAUAAGUCCUGGGUCUACGAGUCGCGCCUGACGGAGGCUCGGUGGGGUUUGCUGUGCCGUUCCAGUAGCCGUGCCUGGGCUCCACUUUCUUGUCUCCUCGUCGCCGUUCCUUGUGUGGGACGACCACGUGGCUCUUGUGGUCGGCGACGUGAGAAGGGACCAGCUCGACGAGACGCCAUCUGCAUUUUUACCGGGUGUGUGCGUUCUCUUUUUGUUGAGAUUUGUGCAUAAGCUAGUUUAGCCAGAUUAGUUCACCUCUGCCUGCACCUAGCUACUCAGGUUUGUGUAGGGUUCUAGAAGGCUCUAGUUUUGCCAGUUAGUCACCCCUAGCCUGGGUUUUAGUUAGCUCAGGACUGUGCAGGGUGCAGCGGUCUAGUUAGGGCCAGUUUUCUCUCUCCAGCCUGUGUAGUGAGUUCAGGUUAUUUAGGGAGAGUGUGUUCUAGAUAAUUCUAGAUUUUUGGGCUGUUCAGUCACCUUAUUCUGCCAGAGUUAGUGCAGGGCAAGCCAGGCAGGAUGUUUGUUACUCGUGAGCCUUCUACCGAGUAUUGGUUUCAGCUGGGUGAGCGCCUUGAGCUGACGGGGCAAGACCUCGUCGCGUGGGUUCGCGAGGAGCUGCUGCGGGAGGCCUACUUCGAGGAGUUGGAGAGGAAAGACCGCGAGGCUGAGCUCUCCCACGAGCGAGAGAUGCAAGAGGCUCAGCGCGCCCACGAGAGGGCCAUGAAGGAGUCUGGAAGGCUCCAACGCCUCGCCCUCGCACGUCUCGCCUGCCCCUGGUUCGACACCAGCGACCUGGACACGCAGGUAACCGAGCCUCAGCCCUCCCCUGAGGCUGUCAGCACUGUGCCGUGUGACCCUGCUCGGCAGGCAGUAGCUGGGGAGGACCACGACCAAUUAGAGUGCCUGCAGGAGGAGGCUUUGCCUCUCUCCCCGGCGCUCCUGACGGUGCAGGAAUGCACGGUGGUCCCGGUAGACGACGCAGACGCGCAGCCGCCUUGCGUCUCGAGUACGGUUGCUGGUGCCAGAGCAGAGGAAGAGGGGAAUCUCGAGCUCUCUGCGCUGCUGACGGUGUCACAGGAGGAUUCACUGGAGCUGAAGGUUAGUGACGCGGGGCAGCUGGCCACCGCCUCUCCCGCGCCCGUUUCGGUUCCUACUGCCUCGCGCAAGAAGCCUCCUGACAUAGACGUCAAGGCCUCGCUAGGUUGCGCCUCAGCACCUCCUGACGCGGGGCAGCUGCCUCCUGCCUCUCCCUCGCUCGCCUCGGAAUCCACGGCCACGCGCAAGAAGCCUCCUGACAUCGAUGUCAAGGCUUCGCUGGGUUGCGCCGCAGCACCUCCCGGAAAACAAGGCCACCGCACCGCCAAGCUGUCUCGCCUUCGCCGUGGUCUAGGUAAGAGUGACUGUUCAGUGUUGUGUGAGGGUUCCGGGCGACGCCGCCGCAGAAGGAGGCGUGUCACCCGAGGGCUUAGAGGUCGCGCCCUUGCCAGGCGCCCUUGGAAAGCCCGCCCUCCGAGUUCCUUCUGGCGUGCAGCUAGACCUGCAAGUGUAGGUAGGCCGUCGUGUGUUGGUCGUCGCCGUGAUUCUGUGAAACAAGUAGACACACUUCACUACACAGUGCCACACCACACUCCACACUACCACACUAAAUAUGGACAUGUGUCCCUAGCCUUGUCUCGGGCCUCUCUGCAGCUUCAGGAGUUUUCUCCAUGCUUGUUAGUAAAAGGCUGGAGUUUUUACACUCAUCAAGCUGAAGGGAGCCACCCGAUGACGUACACCUUGUGCUUGUGUAACUAGAUUUAGCUAGGGGUUAGUUCAAAUUUUAUAUGUACGCUACGAGUAGCGCCCAUGAUAAAAUUUCAUUUGCAUGGGCGAAUGUCGCGGUUUAGAUUCGCGACAAGUUAUGUUUAUAUUAUUUGCUACAGCGAAGCUGUUGACGCGUUUUCCUAGUUCGUCACGUGACCUAGGCGCGGGGCGGGUCACGAUGACUCAGCCUGUUCGUUGCCUAGGCGACGAGCGUAGUGAUGCCACGGCGUGCAUUUUCGUUGCGGGUCGCCCGCUGUGUUUUACCUGCGCCUACGCACUUUCAGGAGUCACCACUCCACUCUCUGCAGGUGCGUAGUAGUGUGUGCAUUACUGCAGCUUGUACGCCUCUGCUGUGAGGAUAUUGGGCUAUUGUCUUUGUGCUUCCCGCCAUGGGGGCUGUUGCCGCCCGCGGCCUGUGUUGCUAGCCCGCGAUUGUUGCUUUCCUCUACGUGUCUGUACGUAGCUUGCUCCGCUGUUUAUAUUGCGGUGCCAUGCACUUGCAAGUUAUAGCUGCGCGUCAGGAAAGUGUAACGAUAUCUGCCUCUGGCAGUAUUGCUCAGAGUGCUGUAAGCACCCUCUGUUGUAUUUUUCCGCGCCAGCAGCGUUUUGCAUCUCGGCCGGGCGAGUUGGGGCCCGUCAGGUCACUCGCCGCGGCUCGGGACUUCCUUCU
Eriocheir sinensis (Chinese mitten crab) is the source of this 2739-nucleotide messenger RNA. RefSeq lists its product as uncharacterized. Lineage: Eukaryota; Metazoa; Arthropoda; Malacostraca; Decapoda; Varunidae. Bases 783 to 2060 code for a protein of 425 amino acids. The transcript is spliced from 2 exons. The record is from RefSeq and is a predicted model, not a curated record.